Orycteropus afer afer is the source of this 1389-nucleotide messenger RNA. It is a transcript of the gene NUDT12, whose product is annotated as nudix hydrolase 12. Lineage: Eukaryota; Metazoa; Chordata; Mammalia; Tubulidentata; Orycteropodidae. The transcript has 6 exons. The record is from RefSeq and is a predicted model, not a curated record. Gene Ontology annotation, molecular function: metal ion binding; protein binding; NADH pyrophosphatase activity. Gene Ontology annotation, cellular component: cytosol. Bases 1 to 1389 code for a protein of 462 amino acids. Gene Ontology annotation, biological process: NAD+ catabolic process; NADP+ catabolic process.
AUGUCUUCUAUAAAAAGAAAUCCAAAGAAGGAGUUAAUUUCUCAAUUUCACUGUUCAGCUGCUGAAGGGGACGUAGCCAGGUUAACAAUAAUACUCAGUCAUUCUCCAUCUCUUCUCGAUGAAACUUCUGAAAAUGGCUGGACUGCCUUAAUGUAUGCUGCAAGGAAUGGGCACCCAGAUGUUGUCCAGUUUCUGCUUGAGAAAGGGUGUGACAGGUCCCUUGUCAAUAAAUCAAGGCAGACUGCACUGGAUAUUGCUAUAUUUUGGGGUCAUAAGCAUAUAGCUAACUUAUUAGCUAAUGCCAAAGGUGGGAAGAAGCCUUGGUUCCUAACCAGUGAAGUGGAAGAAUGUGAAAACUAUUUUAGCAGGACACUACUGGAUCGGAAAAGUGAAAAAAGAAAUAAUACUGAUUGGCUACUAGCUAAAGAAAGCCAUCCAGCCACAGUUUAUGUCCUUUUCUCAGAUUUAAAUCCCUUGGUUACUCUAGGUGGCAAUAAAGAGAGUUUCCAACAGCCGGAAGUCAGGCUUUGUCAGCUGAACUACACGGAUAUAAAGCAUUUUUUGGCCCAGCCUGAAAAGAUCACCUUGAUUUUCCUUGGAGUAGAACUUGAAAUGAAAAAAGAGUUAUUGAAUUAUGCUGGGGAAUUCCCAAAAGAAGAAGAUGAUGGGUUGGUUGCCUGGUUUGCUCUAGGUAUUGAUCCUAUUUCUGCUGAAGAAUUUAAGCAAAGGCAUGAAAAUUGCUACUUUCUUCAUCCUCCAAUGCCGGCACUUCUGCAAUUAAAAGAAAAGGAAGCUGGGGUUGUUGCUCAAGCAAGGUCUGUUCUUGCCUGGCACAGUCGAUACAAGUUCUGCCCAACCUGCGGAAGUGCAACGAAAAUUGAAGAAGGCGGCUAUAAAAGAGUAUGUUUAAAAGAAGACUGUCCUAGCCUCCAUGGCGUUCACAAUACAUCAUAUCCAAGAGUUGAUCCAGUAGUAAUCAUGCAAGUUAUUCAUCCAGAUGGGACCAAAUGUCUUUUAGGCAGACAGAAGAGAUUUCCCCCAGACAUGUUUACUUGCCUUGCUGGAUUUAUUGAACCUGGAGAGACGAUAGAAGAUGCUGUUCGAAGAGAAGUAGAAGAGGAAAGUGGAGUCAAAGUUGGCCAUGUUCAGUAUGUCUCUUGUCAGCCAUGGCCAAUGCCCUCCUCCUUAAUGAUUGGUUGCUUAGCUGUGGCAGUGUCUACAGAAAUUAAAGUUGACAAGAAUGAAAUAGAGGACGCUCGCUGGUUCACUAGAGAACAGGUCGUGGAUGUUCUGACCAAAGGGAAGCAGCAGGCAUUCUUUGUGCCACCAAGCCGAGCUAUUGCUCAUCAGUUAAUCAAACACUGGAUAGGAAUGAAUGCCAAUCUCUAA